Ascoidea rubescens DSM 1968 is the source of this 4144-nucleotide messenger RNA. RefSeq names its product Ran GTPase-binding protein LOS1 (gene LOS1). The coding region runs from base 286 to 4086 and encodes 1266 amino acids. Gene Ontology annotation, molecular function: small GTPase binding; tRNA binding. The record is from RefSeq and is a predicted model, not a curated record. Gene Ontology annotation, biological process: tRNA re-export from nucleus. The transcript has a single exon. Gene Ontology annotation, cellular component: nuclear matrix; cytoplasm; nuclear pore. NCBI's taxonomy places the organism in Eukaryota, Fungi, Ascomycota, Saccharomycetes, Ascoideales, Ascoideaceae.
GCUGCCUGUCCAUCGUAUCUCUGUUGUUUGUGUUGCUUCUGCUGUCUGUGCUUCUCUUCUUCGGCGCGCGUCGCCUCCCGCUUUGUGCUUGCGGAAAAUUUUUCACUCGCUCUCUUUCUUCAGCACCUGAGCUGUCUGUGUCUCUGCUGCUUCUUCUUCUUCCCUCGCCAUCUGCUGCUGAUACCUCUUCAUCCUUACUCGCUCCCAACGCCUGUCUUCGCCAUCCAUAUUCAACUGCCCCCAGAGACUCUCCAUCACCCUGUGGCGUCUUUGCCAUCCUUCACCAUGGCCUCCAUCGAAGAACAAAUCCAAAAAGCUGUUCAAAUCGCAUACAACCCUUCCAACUCAAAUGUCUUACUCCAAGAGGCUUUGAAUUUCAUCAAAGAUUUGAAAAAAAAUGCUUCUAGCUCCUGGAAACCAUGCUUGAAUCUCCUCAUCAACAAAAACGACUAUCCUACAAAGUUUUUCGCUCUACAGAUUGUUGAUAUUCACAUCAACAACAUUUCUUUGCUCAAUCUAUCGAGCCCAAAUAACAUCAAUUACAGCAGCAACAUCAACGACUUGAAUGAAAUCAAAGACGUUCUCUUCAAUUACUUUAAAUUCAAAAUUAUCAACGAAAAUCUAAACCAUCCUGACUUUUUGAAAAAAAAAUUAUCAGCCACUUUCACCAAUUUGUUCUUAUCCACUUAUCUCAACAUUUGGCCUGAUUUUUUCAAAGAUUUCACAAACAUAUCCAUCCAAUCUGAACUAGCAAUGUACUAUUACCUAGAUAUUCUAAUCUACAUCCACCAAGAAAUCGCUGAUCAAUCCCUAUCGCUAUCUCUAUCCACUCUAUCAAAUAACCUAAACGACCUCUCCAACAACAGUUCUCAACCAAACCUUCAACCAAACGACCAAUCCAUCAAUUCCUCCCUACUAAACCCUGAGCUGAUCCUAAGGAGAAACUCAAACCUAAAGGACAUCAUUCGUCUAAAUGACACCAACGACUUGAUUCUAAAUCUCAAAAAUCUACUAAUCAAUUCCUCAAACAAUAUCCUAAUCAUAAAAUCUCUAUCUGUUCUAGGCUCCUGGUCAAUUUGGAUAGACAUCAAUCUAAUCAUCAACAAUGGCUUUCUAAACAUCAUCCUAAACUACCUAUCAAACAACCACUCAAACAAUAUCAACACCAACGACAACCAGCUAACCAUCGCUCUCCUAGAUUCCUUAAACAACAUUAUAAAGAAAAAAAUGUCUCCGAAUGAAAAAAUACAACUAUUAUCCCUCCUAGAUCUAGCCGAAAUUGCAAACACCCUAUUCCAAUCAAACCAAGUCCUAAUAUCCUACAACAAAAACAAAAACAACAUCGCCAACAAUAACGACAAUGUUUUCGAUGACGAUGAAUAUGUAGACCUAAUGAAAAUGCUAACUAAACUAACAAACACCUUUUCAAAUGAAUACCUCUCAAUACUAUCAACCUCAAUUUCUUCUUCAACCUUCUCUGCAUCUUCUUCCUCCCCAUCCCCUUCUUCUAACCUCAAUUCUUCAUUUCAAUUAACUAACGAAAUCUUCACUUUAAUAUUUAAUCAUCUUUUUAACAUUUCUCCACUAAUAUUACUACUCUUAUCAAACGAUUACGAUGAUGUCUCAGAACUAAUCUUUCCCUUUUUAUCAAAUUUCUUAUCCUUUCUAAAAAAAAACUCAAAAUUCUUAAUCAAUAACAACAACAGCGAUCAGAAAUUCAAUGAAAACUUACUACAGCUACUAUCAAAGCUAUUGUCAAAAAUUAUCAUUAAAAUGAAAUUCGAUGACGACGAUGAUGGUCUAGACGACGAAUCAAUUGAGACAUUCAAUGAUUUUAGAUCAAAGAUCAAAAGCUUUCAAGACAGUAUCGCUCAAAUCAACUCAGACUUAUACUUUAAUAAAAUUACAAACAUCAUAGAAUCAACUCUAUUUUUCAACAACAAUCCCGCCAACAACACCUUGGACAAUGAAUUCAGUAACAUCCAAAUCAACUGGCAGGCCAUUGAAUUAGGUCUAUACCAAUUAACAAACUUAAGUAACUCACUAAGAAAUAACUUGCUUAAUUUACCUAAAAACUCUAUACAAGAUUCAAAACCUUUUCAAACUUUCAAAAACUAUUUGAUCAAUUUAAUCAAUCAAAUUUCAGUAAUCAAUAACAAUAGUUCUGAAAGUGAAAAUAAUAACAAUAAUAAUAAUGAAAACAACAUAUUAUUGAUAAAGUUCAACCAUCCGCUAAUUCAGUUGCUAUUCUUUGAAUUGAUUAUAAAACAUUACAAUUUUUUCAUUUCGUCCGAAAAUCUAAAUAUAAACUCAAACAAAAAACUAUCAGUCAAUGAAAACGAAAUCAACUUGAAACUAAUCAAAGAAAUAUUAAAUAUUCUAAACUCCAAAUUCGGAUUGUACAACGAAAAUGAAAAAGUCCAAUUAAGAUCAUGGUAUCUAUUUUAUAGAUUCAUCAAAUUAACCAAACCAAAUUUAGAUUCAUUCUUUUUAAAAGAUUUGGUUAUUAAUGUAUCUCAAAAUUUACUAAAGAUACAAGAUUAUGAUGAAAUUGAAUCUAACAAUAAUAAAAACAACAAUAACGAUGAAGAAUUGGUUGAUGAAUCAAACUUUGAGACUCAAUUGUAUUUAUUUGAGACUAUUGGAAUCUUAAUUGGAUUGAUGAAAGGGGAUGUUAGUAGUGAAAUUGAAUUUAUUGAUUUCUUAUUAAAUCCAAUAUUUCAGGAUAUAUCAAAUAACCUUGAGAAAUACCAAAUGAAUAGUUUAAAUGAGGAGAUCAAUAAAAGAAUAACAUUCAAGAUCAAUCACUGUUUAAUCAGUAUCGGGAACUUUUUAAAGGGGAUUGAUAAUGAAAAUGGAAAUAAAAAAGAUGAAAGAAUUUAUUUGAAAUUGGUGAAUAUAAUCGAUUGCACGUUAGUUAUAUUGGAGAAUUUAAAUAAAUAUGAAAGCAUCCGAGACGGAUCUCGAUUUAUAUUUUCAAGAAUUAUCCCAUUGGUUAGUAGCGAUAAUAACAAUAAUAAUAAUAAUAGUAAUAAUAAUAAUAGUAAUAAUAAUAAUAAUAGUAGUAACAUCGAUAUUAGUAACCAUCUAAGUCGAUUGAUUGGAAAUAUAUUAAUAGUGAAUGACUUGAAAUGUAAUGAAAUUUGUGAUUUAUUAAGAUUCUUAGGACAAAUAAUUCACAAUUAUCAACAGGAUAAAAGGAUAUAUGAAUUGAUCAAUAAUUUAUUUUCGCCAUUGUUUGAAAAGAUUUUCUCACUUUUAAAUCAAGGAGUUGAUAAUGAUGGAAAUAAUAGUAAUGGCGUUAAUAUUAAUUUGGAUAUUGAAAGAGACAAGAACAAUUUGGUUAAGGGGUAUUUAAGUUUUCUAUUAAAUUUGACAGUUAAUCAUUUUACCAGUUUGUUGAUUAGCGAGAUCAAUAUCAAGAUGUUUAAUCAAAUAUUGAAUAUAAUGUUUUUCUCUAUUAUCCGAAACGAUAAUGGUGGAAACGGUUACAAUGGCGGUUAUAACUACAGUUACAAAUUUGACAACAGUGGGAACAUUAAUAUUGUCAACGUUAAAAACUGUUUUAAUUUCUUGAACAAUUACUUGAAUAGUUUGAGCAAUUUAGAGAAAAAGGAUUUAUUGGAUAAUAAUAUCGAACAAGGUGAGAUCAAUAAAAGAGAAGCGGAAUUGAGAGAGAUCGACGAGUACUUGAUCAAGAAUAUUGUGUCAGCCAGUUUUGAGAUUCCAUUCAAGGAAAUCAAGAGUAAAAGCAGCAAAGAAGAAAAGAGUGGGAACUUGAGUAACGGCAAUGCCAAUGGAAGUGCCAAUGGAACCGGUAAAAACCGCAAAAGUAGCAUCAAGUUUAAUUUGAAGAAACCACAAAACAAGAUAUUGGCGAUGGAAAUAGCCACCAGCGUCAAGGUGUUGUACGCCAACUACAAGGACAUAUUGAUCAACUACUUGGCCAAAUUCUAUUUUGUGGAAAUAGGAAUUCCAGUCGCUGUGGGGGAGCUGUUCUUGCAAAAUUUGGUCGCCUUGGAUGUGAAGGAGUUCAAGAACUACUACCUCAGGUUCAUCCAGGAAAUGAACGCGAUGAUUGUAUAGAGUGUAUAAAAAGUAAUAAAUACAAUAAAUGGGCAAACAGCACAGACAGCACAAGCAG